Vollenhovia emeryi is the source of this 1371-nucleotide messenger RNA. RefSeq lists its product as uncharacterized. The transcript is spliced from 4 exons. The record is from RefSeq and is a predicted model, not a curated record. The coding region runs from base 122 to 1216 and encodes 364 amino acids. Lineage: Eukaryota; Metazoa; Arthropoda; Insecta; Hymenoptera; Formicidae.
CCGGGCGGCGCGCCGUGCGCCUGACUUCCCGUAGUGCGCGUGCACGUAACCGCUGUCGAGGGCCGCGAGUCGAAACGGUCUGCCUCCCGGUGCUCGGUACGGCGACCGCGCGCGCUUCACCAUGUCCGGGAACGACGCGAAGCAGGCCCUCAGAAAGCUGGACUUUCCCUACUGCGCCAGGGAAGCUCUGUGCAGAAUCGAGGUACUCUGCUGCAGGCCUGGCAAGCAGGUGGACCUGCAAAUGGAUCUGAUAUCCGAGUUUGUGUUCGGGGAGGUGGAGAAGCGGAAGAAACGCAACAUGACGAUGGCGAUACAGGAGCUGCAGCUGAUAGAGAUCAUGAGCGACUUCUUCCAGAGCCCGGGCGGCAGCCCGGCGGUGCGCAAUGCCCUCUUCCUGUCGCUCUUCCCGGCGGACAGUCCCAGGCACAAGAUCCUAGGUAACCUGGUAUCGUUGGCAAUCGCUACGCAAAACAAGGCGGUCCUAAACGCAGCUGGCAUUUGGAUGCAGCAGCUGGGCUCCACCUCGCCGCAGAGCGUAGGACUGGCGAGGCACGUGCUCAACGACUAUUUUGUGCUCACCCCGAGGUCCAUCGACAAGCUCAAGCAGCUGCCCGUGCUCGCGCCGCACUUCACCGCCAACCUGCUGACGGCGAUAGGCGAGGUGUACGAGGACAAAGAUCCGUCUACCGAGCUGCUCAGAAUGGUAGGCGAGUGGAUUGACGAGAAUUCGAGCUUGCUGUUGACACCUCUGAUGGACAAUCCGGCGUUGCCCACUGGCGGGAUCCCGAUGGCACCGAUAACGCCGAUAGCGGGCUUGUUCAGAUGGUGCAUACUGAGUCCUCUGCGUUGUAACAGCACCGCGGAGAGCACGGAGAGUCUGGAAGAGUCGCGGAAAUUUUAUUCAAAGGUCCAACAGUUGCUCAUGGACUCGGUGCUGCGGCUCAACAACAGCGGCAGCAACAAGCACGCGAUCUCGGCGCAACAUCUGGCGUCUACCACCCGUUUGUUGACGGCGAAUCUGCAAAAUCGUCCGAACGUCGACACGCCGUCGCGCGAACUGGCCAUGGAACGGCUCGCGCAAGCCGUCAGCGCAGCCAUGUCUGCGAACUGCAUUUACGGAAAUAAGCAGGAACUAUUAGCCCUUCUGCAACCGUUGUCGUAUCAGCACUUUUUGAUAGAAUGGACAUUGCAAACUUAUGCAACUAAGGCAGCCUGAGACGAGGAUACGACAGCGACGGCGAUAACGAUAAUGUAAUUAAUUUGAUUAACGAUAUUCUAAGUUAUUACUAUGUUUGUACAUAAAAAAUGCAAUUACUAGACUAUUGUAUAUAAUUUGUUUCGAUAAGAAAUAAAGAGUGUAAUGAAACACAA